This is a messenger RNA of Cladocopium goreaui, 1011 nucleotides long. NCBI's taxonomy places the organism in Eukaryota, Dinophyceae, Suessiales, Symbiodiniaceae. The record is from the annotation of a GenBank genome assembly.
GCAAUGGGUGACAGAAGCAGACGACCCGCGCAUGGUCAUGUACCGCCACAGAGACCGCAGGAACCAUCCAGAGUUCGAGCGGCAAACACGGCAGAUUGUUGGCCAGGUCUUGACAGACAAGGUUCUACCAGCAUCGUUUCGGAAGAUGCCAUGCCCAGUGAGGGUGCACUACAGCUGGGACUGCCUACGACGCCUACUUGAUGCUCGGGAAGCAGGCCGAGAGGUGAAGGUGGAUUCAAUCCUCUUGAGCAGCGAUGUGGAUGAUGAGCUGAAGCGGCUGGCAGGCCAAUGCUGUGAGCACAUCUUCAUUGCCGAUCGUGCAUUGAUUGAGGCGGAGUUUGCCUUUGAAGGUACCACACAAAGACGCUCAGUGAAUUACGUGGUUGCAUAUCCCAUUCCGCAGCCUCUUGAUUUGGCAAGGCUUCCCGUGCUUGUACUUGAUGGCUUGGGUGCUGCCCAGAACAUCGGUCAAAUUCUCCGCACUGCUUUUCACUUGGGUGUAACGUCAGUUUUGGCAUCGCGCUCAGUUUGGAACAACCUUGGUGGCCGUGCUUGCAGAGUGUCCAUGGGAUGGCUAUACUUUAUGGACCUGUUUUUGGGAGAGCCCAUGAGUGAUGCGCUGAAGCAGUUGCGACAGCGCGGUUGUCGAAUCUACUGUGCUGAAGAUCACUUUGCUGAAGCUGUCAAGCCGCAUGAACCGGGUGACAGGAGCGGCUGGGUCAAAGUAGGAGCAGUGACGUGGAACACACGACUGUCAUCUUCCUUGGACAGAAGUGUUCGAACUAAGCAUUUCGAAGCGGGAAGACGAGCUUUUUGCUUCUGCCUUGUCCGAGGUGGCAAGAUUCCUGCCUAAAUCAAAGUGUUAAUACGUUUCAAAAGUUCGUGCUACUGCAUGCUGCGAAUUUAUCUGCAAAGACGGCACCCUUACCAAAAUGGCAUCAAUGUAGACUCGCUCCGCAAAUUCCAGCUCCAAUGUGCUGCUAACAAGAGCAACAAACUCUGCACACUCCC